Molecule: messenger RNA, 1098 nt
Organism: Branchiostoma belcheri (Belcher's lancelet)
Lineage: Eukaryota; Metazoa; Chordata; Leptocardii; Amphioxiformes; Branchiostomatidae
Product: nmrA-like family domain-containing protein 1
Exons: 6
Coding region: 5-1018 (337 amino acids)
Source: RefSeq, a predicted model, not a curated record
GUUCAUGGAUAUCAGUAAGGUCACGCCAUUCAAACAAACUUGCCAGAGAGGUUACAGGGCACCAGGCCUGCGUAUAGCGUUCACUCGACGAGCAGCAACAACGUUACAGACUCACUUCAAUAUGGCGAAACUUAUCACCGUUUUCGGAGCAACAGGAUCACAGGGAGGGUCUGUCGCCAACGCCCUGCUGGAAGACCAGGACUUCAAAGUCCGAGCUGUGACGAGAAACGCCUCUAGCGACAAAGCGAAGGCAUUGCAGGAGAAAGGUGCCGAGGUCGUUGUGGCGAGUCUGGACGAUCCGAGCACGCUGGAACCUGCCCUGCAAGGUGCUCACGGAGUCUUUGUGGUGACCAACUAUUUUGAACAUUUGGACCAGGAAAGGGAAGUCAAGCAAGGCAAGGCCGUAGCGGACGCGGCCCGAGCUGCCGGGGUGCUGCAUGUGGUGUUCAGCGGCCUGGAGAAUGUUCAGAAGAUCGCGGGGUUUCCCUGUCCGCACUUCGACGCCAAGGGGCAGAUAGAGGAGUACAUGACGUCACUCGAACUGCCCGUGACCGUUGUCAGAUACCCCUUCUACUACGAAAACUACCUGAAUGUCUUGAAGCCACAGAAACAGGAGGAUGGGACGUACGUUUUGGGCGUCCCAAUGGAAGGCGCUGCGAUGGACAGCGUCAGUGUAGCUGACAUGGGUCCGGCUGUCAGGGAGAUCUUCAAGAACUGGGCCGAGUGGGUCCGCCGGACUGUCGGUUUCACCGCAGACAAACUCACCAUUCAGCAAUACGCAGACAUCCUCUCCAAGCACCUGGCACCGAAGGUGUUCAAGGCUACCGACAUGACAGCUGAUGCGUUUGGCCAGCUGGGUUUCCCUGGAGCGGACGAUCUGGGAAACAUGUUCAAGUUCAUCCGACUUUACAGCCCUGACCGGAGCUUGGACCUGACCCGCCAGCUGCACCCCGCCGCCAAGACCUUCGACACGUGGGUGGGAGAGAACAAGGACGUGCUACAGAACGCCCUGGACUAGCGAGUGUCUGUAGCUGCAGAUUCUGAGAAAAUUUAGAUGACUCGUCAUGUGAAGACGGGAUGAAUAAAAAUGCAUUAUUU